AUGUCGAAGAGUUUACCGCGUACGACCAAUAAAUUAAAUCCAAAACAUGAAGUACAACGCAAGACUAUCAAAUCACCUGCAACAAGUAAAACCGGUGCAACAUCAUCGAAAAGCAACACGCAGAAGGAGAAGCAACAGGAGAAACCUGAAAGCAAAAAUAAGGAGCGUGAGGCUGUUGCCCAAGCAAACAAACGAGCAACCCCAUCGCCAACAACAACAGCAACAAAGGCCACUGCAAGCACAUUGCGUGCGGCCAAAGCGAAACAACCACCUGCCGGCGGCAAGGUCAAGCCCAAUGCAGUGCUGGACACAUAUCACAGUGUGACGGUGUCGUCGCCACCGCAAAAGCGCAGAGUGCAAUCAAAACAACAGGAAACAACGACAGCGUCGGCCAGCCAGGUGGAUGCCUCUGUGGAGGAUGGGCGGACGCCCCGUGUGCGCUCUUAUUCACGGACAUUGCAGCCGGAGGAAAUAGUUGUGCUCAAGCGGGAAUCGGCCAAGCAACGCAGCGAACUAGAUGUGCUGCAGCAAAUCAAACAAGUUAAACAGCCUGUGGCCUUUGAAGUUAACUUUGAGGCAGCCAAAAAGCAGGCCAACGAUUUGGAUAACUACUCGGAUGAUUUCGAAUCCUAUGAAUCGGACUUUGAGACAGAUGUCAGCACACCAGAAGAGGAUGACUUGGAUGAGGAAGAAAAUCAAAUAGAAGAAAGUGAGGAGGUAGAACAAGUUGUGGCAGAAGUCAAUUUUAUAGAAGACAAGCAGGAGGAUAUCGAGGCAUAUACUGAAGAGGAAGAUGAGGCGGAUGAGGAAGAUUCGGAGCCCACGCAAAAUCCAAUUACAGUCAUACAUCGUGACAAGGAAGUGGAGAGAAAAUUGGAUUCGGGCCACUAUGACAUGAACUCACGUCGACAGCCACGCGUUGCUGCACAGCAGGAAUUCGACAGCUUCGAUACGAACAGCAUGGCCAAUUCGGAGCAGCUGGACUCCGGCAUCAGCAACUAUGGUGUUGCAGGACCAAUAGAGCUGGCCAACAGCCGAGACUCGACAGCGGAUGUGCAUUACGGCGGCUAUGCCAAUUUUAUUUCGCAUCCAGUUAUAACCCGUCGUGGUCAGGAACUGAUGCGAAAGCUGCGCUUCGAUCAUCUGGACUAUCAGCUAUUCGAGAUGAAGCCGCUCAGCUAUGAGGGAUAUAUGCAGAGCUAUGGCAAACUAAAUACUUGCCAGCUGGCUACGCAAACCCACUCCCAGCAGAUGGACAACGAAUGCCAGACUCUGGAGCUGCACACUCGCACCAGCUGGACACAGCAUCCACCUCAUUAUGGCAGUCUGUUGGUGCAGAGCUGCAGCGGGGAUGCAGACGAUGACAGUGAUAGACUCGUGGCUCAUGCAAAUGAUGUAUUCGAUUGCAGUCUGGCACGCCUGGAGCAACUGCGUCAGGCUGAGCAACAGCGCGCUAUGCGCCAGCAACAACGGCGUCUGACCAAACCCAGCGAUUUGAAUAGGCUAGGCGUGUUUCUGCAAAAGGCAUCAUUGCUUCUAGGCAAAGUACUGAACUCCAAUGGCCCAACUCGUUCGCCACGCCAAGUGCCGCUGCUGCAGACCGGCCUGCUGAAUGCGCUUCCCGUGCGUCGCAUCUUUGGUAGCGCCGGGCAGCAGCAGCUCGUGGUCACGGUGCAUGAGUGUCCGCCAGAGUCCAAUGUUUAUCGAGAUGAUUUCGCCAAUCUGCUGAUGGUCUGGUCUCUCACGGAUCCCAGCAAGCCGCUACGUCUGCUGUCCACCUGGGCAGAAGUAUCCCGUGUAGCAUUUUGCUGCGAAGCACCCGACAUAGUUGUUGCGGGUCUGCGCGAUGGCAGCAUUGCCAUGUGGGAUUUGCGCGAAACAUACAGCUUUUGCUCCAAGCUGGACGGAAAUUUGACACACUUUGCAGCCACACAGUCGGUGGUGCCCACCAUGGAGAGCCAAGGAUUGACUGCACUGGACCUGGGUGCCGUAGUAGAUGUGCGCAGCUUUCGCCCGGCACCCAAUGCAUCUGGCCUUGCGGUGGCCACCAGUUGGACUCUGGCACACAAGGAUAUUCAGUAUGCAUCGCUUAAUGAUUCGGGUCUGCUAACCAUUUGGUCGCUGGUGGAAAGUGGGUUAAAUUGUGGUGCAACGACACGAAACGAGUACAGCUCACCCUGGGCCAGGGUCAAGCUGCUGCAGGCGGUGAGCUGUGAUCUGCGCGGUUAUCUGGAACGCCGCCUGUUAAAGCGCACUCAAAGUGACUACGACAAGACCAAGUCCCUAUUCCAGGGCAACGUCUACAGCGACGAGCUGCUGCGUGAGCUGAACGAGACUCAAACCCUAACGACAGCCAUGGCGGGUGAGGGUGUGCAGGGAUUACGCUUCAGCAGCAUCGAUACGGGCACCGAUCUCAUCUACGUGUGCACCAAUCGCAACUUUGUGCUGUGCUGCACGCGCAGCCUUAAAACGGAGCGCUUCACACGCAUCGGGCUCCACGAGAGUCGCUUUCUCUUCCCCACAGCGCUAUGCGUGCUCGCCAAUGAGUAUUACGUGGCUGUGGGCUUGUCCAAUGGCUCCGUGAUGAUACUCAACUGCAAUCAGCGACAGCGCCAACGGGUGCAGCGCCCAAUGACGGCCAUGCCGCAGCCAACCUUGGACUAUGAGCCUGAAAUGGGCAAAUCUUGCGCCAUUCAAAACAUUAUACUCAACGAGCGGCGUUCCUUCGAGCAGCAGGAGCUGACGAGCACUAGCAAUGACAGUGACAGCGACAACUAUGAUGCUCGACCCAAUACCGCCCUGCAACUGCUGCAGCAGCCCCGCCGCGCCUACGAGCUGCAGGUGUUCGAUCAACAGCUGCUGCUCAGCGGCAGCGUCUUGCGACAGAAUCUUGUGCAGGCCCUUGUCCAGUCCAACGACGGUUGGCGGCUGUUCGCCUUAUCCAAUGGCGCUGUGCGCAGCUACGAUUUCCAUUUGGAUCGGGAAUCAACGGAUCUGGGCUUACAGAUCGGCUCACCUGUCACAGACAUUGCUGCAUCGAGCAGCUCCUCUAGCAACCAGCAACUGUUGCUGCUGUCGGCAGAUGGAAGAGUGCAAUUGCACUCCAUCAAUUUGUAGUUCGUUAAUAUAUAUUAUGUUUAUGUUUAAUGUUUAUGUUGUUAAAAUCAUUCAAAUAGCGAUGCAAUAAAGUUGUUUUCUUACCCUA
Messenger RNA from Drosophila mojavensis, 3205 nucleotides. RefSeq names its product cytoplasmic dynein 2 intermediate chain 1. Gene Ontology annotation, biological process: intraciliary transport. Gene Ontology annotation, cellular component: cytoplasmic dynein complex. The record is from RefSeq and is a predicted model, not a curated record. NCBI's taxonomy places the organism in Eukaryota, Metazoa, Arthropoda, Insecta, Diptera, Drosophilidae. The coding region runs from base 1 to 3117 and encodes 1038 amino acids. Gene Ontology annotation, molecular function: dynein heavy chain binding; dynein light chain binding. The transcript is spliced from 4 exons.